Molecule: messenger RNA, 1272 nt
Organism: Suillus paluster
Lineage: Eukaryota; Fungi; Basidiomycota; Agaricomycetes; Boletales; Suillaceae
Exons: 7
Coding region: 1-1272 (423 amino acids)
Molecular function (GO): oxidoreductase activity; FMN binding
Source: RefSeq, a predicted model, not a curated record
AUGUUUGACCCCGUUGAAAUACUCAGGCAGCCUCUUACUUUUCCAUUUAGCGGACGAACCGCAAAAAAUAGGUUUUUGAAGAGCGCAAUGUCAGAACGCCUGGCCACGUUCUCGACUUUUGAUCCAUGUGGUCGGGGGCAACCAACGAAAGAACUAGUACGACUGUACGAAACCUGGGCAAAAGGAGACAUCGGGAUCAUCAUCACUGGUAACAUACAAAUAAAGAAAGACCAUCUCGAAGCGACAGGUAAUACAAUCAUCGACAGAGACCUCCCCUCGCAUUAUCUCCAGGAGUGGACAGAUGUGGCACGAGCCGCCAAGUCAGAAGGGAGUUUGGUCAUUGGACAACUCAACCAUCCGGGGCGUCAGGUGUCUAUUAACAUACAGCCAUAUCCAGAGGCACCAUCUGACGUUGAGCAACCCUCGACUGGAGGUGUUCUCUUCGGGCGGCCCACGCCUCUGACUAGAGAGGGCAUCAAGGACAUCGUACAUCGUUUUGCAUAUGCAGCCUCCGUCCUGCACAAGGCUGGAUUCGAUGGCGUCCAGCUCCACGUCGCUCACGGCUACCUUCUGUCACAAUUUUUAGCAAGAAGGACAAAUAGGCGAAACGACGAAUAUGGCGGAUCACUCGUCAACAGAGCUCGGAUUCUUCUCGAGAUUAUCGCUGCAAUCAGACAAGCGGUGCAAAAUCUAUCAUUCAUCAUCUCGGUCAAACUCAACUCACAGGAUUCGGUUCCCGAGGGGCUCAGUAUCGAGGAAUCGAUAACAGUCGCCAAACUGCUCGAAAGUGCACGAGUGGACUUCAUUGAAGUCAGUGGGGGGACGUAUGAGCAAACCACCCGCAGCCCUCAGGACAAGCCGUAUACUGUCGAAACCCGAGAAGGGUAUUUCGUCCAAUAUGCAGAGUUCCUCAGACCCCAUCUGAACCUCUCGAAGAUAGUCGUCACGGGCGGAUUUCAGACAGCGCAGGGCAUGGCUGAUGCUGUCUCUCGAGGAGCCGCAGACAUUAUAGGAUUAGCAAGGCCAUUAACCGCGGAACCGCUUCUGGUCAGAGACAUCCUACGAGGGGAGAAGAAGAAAGCCAAAGGAGACAAAUUUCCUGAAAGUCCGAUGCUCCGAUUCGCAGCCUCUGCGGCGCAGAUUGCUGAGAUUGGAAAUGGUCAGGAUAUCACUGACUUCGACAACGCUUUCCACGUUGCAAGAUUCAUCGCCAAAAUGCAGAAGGAAAUUCCUGCUGCCAUAUCGGAAGCACUAUUCUCGCGGCCGUCAUGA